CCUCUCCAUGCAGCAACACAACUCAUUCCCAAAAAGUUAUAAACCAGUCUCAUUUUGUUCUCUGUUUAAGUUCCACCAUGACACAUCCAAUUCUAUUGCUUGGACUUCUCACAGUAGCAUACUUUAUAAGUCAUUCUCAAGCUGAAAACGCGUUCUCACAGUAUUGGGAAGAGUAUAUUGGUCUUCCAAAACCUCCACAUUGGUUAGCUGCAAAGGCUUCUCCAUUAAGCCUCCAUCAGGUGACAGUAUUUAUAAAACUUGUGGAAGAGAAUGAAUUGUCUUCCCACUUGCCAUCAUUUUGUAAGCAAGCCAAUGUUGCUUGUUCUAAAAAUGCAUUAGAGAAAAAGACAACCAACAACACAACCCUGCCACCAAUAGUCCCAUGGAAUGAUGCCAAACUGAAAUAUGAUGGCCAGCUUCCAAAUGAAACACCAUUGUCAGUUGCCAGCCAAGGGGGAUUGUUAUUUUUCCGAGAGUCAAUGGUGAAAGAAGGAGGUUUCAUGCUUAUCCCUGAUCUAAGGGAUCCAAUGUCAUAUAAAUCAUUCUUGCCGCGUUCUCUGGCAUCAAAAAUCCCAUUUUCCUUUGCCCAAAUCAAGGAAUUAAAGAAGCUUUUUGGUGUGGUAGAUGAAUCAAACAUGGAUGAGUACAUUCAAGAAACCCUCAAGACAUGUGAGAAGAGCCCUAUUCGAGGCGAGCAAUGUACAUGUGCAACAUCUGCUGAGGAUCUAAUCGAUUUUGUUGUUAAGAGAUUAGGGCACCAUGUACAUUUAUGGAGUACUGAGAGCAUUGAAGGAUCUUAUGAGAAUGUCACAAUUGGAACUGUGAAACUCAUAUAUGGAAACCUCUUUGAACCACCAGCCUUAUGUCAUAGUCAAUCAUUCCCAUUUCAAGUCUAUUAUUGUCAUGUUUUACAAAAAUUAAAAGUAUACACAAUUGAUAUACAUGCUAAGAAGAAAGUGAAUCAUGCGAUCAUGGUAUGCCACUAUGAUAUAUCAACUUGGAAUCCAAACCAUAUUGCUUUUAAGCUGGGUUUUGGCUCAGGCCUAAUUGAAGUUUGUCAUUGGAUAAACGAGAACGAAAUGGUUUGGACAAAGACUCUAGGUUGA
This is a messenger RNA of Telopea speciosissima, 1106 nucleotides long. RefSeq names its product polygalacturonase non-catalytic subunit AroGP2-like. The coding region runs from base 78 to 1106 and encodes 342 amino acids. Lineage: Eukaryota; Viridiplantae; Streptophyta; Magnoliopsida; Proteales; Proteaceae. The record is from RefSeq and is a predicted model, not a curated record. The transcript has 2 exons.